GCGCCACACAUUGGAAUUACUGCACUGGCCAGAAUAAGUUGGAUCACGUCUGUCUUCACUGAAAUCCAAAAUCAUAUCAAAACUAUGGCGGUGUUGAGAAUAAGAACAAUGAGAUACUUUGGGGUUUGGACCUUCCUCGUAAUAGUGGCUGUGGUCUGUGCGCAAAGGGUCAAUGACCCUAGCAACAUGUCAAUCGUAAAAGAAACUGUGGAUAGACUGUUGAAAGGAUAUGACAUUCGCUUGAGGCCAGAUUUCGGAGGUCCCCCUGUGGGAGUGGGGAUGAAUAUAGACAUAGCCAGCAUAGACAUGGUAUCUGAAGUCAAUAUGGACUAUACAUUGACUAUGUAUUUCCAGCAAGCUUGGCGAGACAAGCGGUUAUCCUACUCGGAGAUUCCCCUCAAUCUCACCCUGGAUAACCGGGUAGCGGAUCAGCUGUGGGUCCCAGACACCUACUUCCUAAAUGACAAGAAGUCUUUUGUCCAUGGUGUCACAGUGAAAAACAGAAUGAUUCGACUCCAUCCAGAUGGAACCGUGCUCUAUAGCCUGAGGAUCACCACUACAGCAGCUUGUAUGAUGGACCUGAGACGAUAUCCGCUGGACGAACAAAACUGCACACUGGAGAUAGAGAGCUAUGGGUACACCACUGAUGACAUAGAGUUCUACUGGCGAGGAGGUCAUAACGCUGUGACGGGGGUGGAGAGAAUAGAACUGCCCCAGUUCUCCAUCGUGGACCACAAACUCAUCUCUAAGAAUGUCGUCUUCUCUACAGGAUCCUACCCCCGACUCUCCCUCAGCUUCAAGCUGAAGAGGAACAUUGGCUACUUCAUCCUGCAGACAUACAUGCCCUCUAUCCUGAUCACCAUCCUUUCCUGGGUCUCCUUCUGGAUCAACUAUGACGCUUCCGCUGCCAGAGUGGCUUUGGGAAUCACCACUGUGCUGACCAUGACCACCAUCAACACUCACCUGCGGGAGACGCUUCCCAAGAUCCCCUACGUCAAGGCCAUUGACAUGUAUCUUAUGGGUUGCUUCGUAUUCGUCUUCCUGGCCCUGCUGGAGUACGCCUUGGUCAACUACAUCUUCUUCGGCAGAGGACCCCAGCGCCAGAAGAGAGCGGCUGAGAAAGAAGCUGUCGCCAACAAUGAGAAAAUGAGAAUGGAUCCAAACAAGUGGUUGGUGGGAAAUGUAGUUCAGAGAGACGAUACUCUGUAUGCCAGAAUGAAACAGAGGGAUAUUGACGCUCAUGACUCGAUGUGGGAACCAAUCUUUGUGGACGAUGCAGCGAUAGGACUAGGCGAGGAAAAGAAUAAGAUGGACCCGCAUGAAAAUAUUCUACUGGGCACCAUAGAAAUGAAGAAUGAGAUGGGAGCAUCGGAGCUGACCCUUGGUCUCAGUGACCCCAGGAGCACCAUGUUGACUUAUGACAGCUCCACCCUGCAGUACCGCAAAGCAGGGCUGCAGGCCAGGCACAACUUUGGACGCAACACCCUGGAGCGCCACAUGCCUCAGAAGAAGAACCGGCUACGGAGGCAUGCUUCACAGCUGAAGAUCAACAUUCCCGAUUUGACUGAUGUAAACUCUAUCGACAAGUGGUCGAGAAUGAUCUUCCCCACUGUCUUUUCUUUGUUCAACAUAAUCUAUUGGCUCUACUACGUCAACUAAAUGGACUUCAGCAAGGGCAGAAUUAAACAAACAACAAAGGAAAUGUUGCUUGUUUUUCUCUGAAUAGUUAUAAUUUUGCUGUUUGUUCUUGCAACACAAGACUGAAUUACUAAAACAAAAUCAGGACUGACUCCAUUUUACCUUGGAACACCUUAAUUGCUGGCUAACACAUGAAAACCUUAGAGGAGAGAGAGAGAAAUUCAGAACAUAUACUGUAUGGUGCCUGUACCAGAGUUUUUGUUUAUAAUUUUACAAGUAGAAUAUUUAGUGAAUUUAGUAUUUGAUCAUUUUUAAAUGUUUGUUUGCAUAUAUUUGUAUGUUUUUACUUUUUAAAAUCUUUUAUAUAUAUAUAUAUAUAUAUAUAUAUAUCUAUCUAAUUUGUUGCCAAAACAUAGUUAGAAAUAUUAAUGAUGUAUUGAUUUCUAAAUUUCUCAGACCACAAAGACACUCCUUAAAACAGUUACAAGCAUGUUCAGGUUAAUCUUUUCUAAGAUUCAUUACUUCAAAGAGACAAAGAUGUAAUGUUAUUUAUCCUAGAAUUUAUUUUGUCUUUAUAUUGUGAAGUUUCACGUUUUCAUAGUAUUAAUAUAUUAAGUCAUAGUAAAAGGGUUUUACGAUUAACCAACCUUUUCUACCUUGAUAUAGUUGAUAAAUCAUAUUAUUUAUUUUGAAGCAUUAUUUCAAUUCUAUGAAAGUGUUUGAUAGUGUAGUGGAUACUAUUUUAGACAAAAGAAACGAACAUCAUUCUAAACCUUGACAGAAUAAACUAGAAAGUAAAGCUUAUCGGCCGUUGACAUUGAAUGCUGUAGCACAGCUUACAGAUAAAUGCAUCACAAAGCCUUUGAUUCAUGAUUUGACAUUGUUUUCUUAAAGUAUUCACUCAGAAAAGGUACAGAAUAUGAACUUGAACUGAGAAGCUGAAUAUAUUGCAAAAAUGAGAAGAAACUGAGAAAGAAAUGGAGAGAGAGAAUGUUGCAUUAGUCAUCAAAGCAGUUUAAGGGGCAGUGAUACAGUGAUAGAUCAUGUAGAAGAUCAAAUAUAUCUUGAAGAAAAAUACACAAACUUGUACCUGAAUAAUUGUCCUUUGUCCAUUUCGGUCCUUUGUUCACAUAUCCGGAAGAUUACAGGAUAAUAUUAUGUAUUUGCUCAUAAUUGCUCUUCACAUGGAUACACAGAAACAAACAUUGGCUCUAGUUUGUUAAGAAACAUCAGAUGGCAUCUUGUAAUUCCUAUUCCUAAUGACAUUGAGCCAGCAGUUAAGGAUUCUAUGAUAGGCAUUUCAUGAUGCAUCAAAAGCCAAUCUUUCCUAUCACCAUGAUGUGUAAAUAUCUCUUGUAUAUGAUUAUUUAAAAAGUAAUGAUAUCUAUCACAGUUCCAGCGAGGAGCCAUCCAGAAUUAGUCCAUGAUAUAAUUAUCUUCAGGAAGCUGGAAGGAUUUGAAAACAAAGGUUUUGAGCAGCUCCACAUACUUAAAUUAUACAACGUCAUUACUGCCAUUUCUUUAACAAAUAUCCAGGUUUUGAUAUUAACUCUACAAAACAAAGAGUAUGAUAGAGAGAAAAGGCUGCUCUGCAAGCUGACAAGAGAAACCACAAUGCACGAAACCACAAUGCUGCUCCAAAUCUCAAUUAAAAAUGGACUGUCGUCUUAAGAUAAUAUGUUUCUUUCUGGUAAUCAAUUCAUUACAUUACUCUACUUUCCUGCCAAAUGAUUACUAUACGUAUACUGUAAUAAUACUAAUUUCCUGAUAAUGCAUUUUUACUCUACUUUCCUGCCAAAUGAUUACUAUACGUAUACUGUAAUAAUACUAAUUUCCUGAUAAUGCAUUUUUACUCUACUUUCCUGCCAAAUGAUUACUAUACGUAUACUGUAAUAAUACUCCUUUCCUAUCUGGUUGUUUACCUUAUUAAUAAUACUCCAUGAAGGAUCACCCUAUGGCAACACUGCCAGUGGUAGAGUCAGCAUUCAAUGUAAAUUAAGAAACGUCAUAAACAUUUUGGAAACCGAAACACACAGUAGUACUUCGUACAACUGUUGCGUGUACCAUGUUUGACCACUGACUUUGUAAAACAACAUUUUGCACACAAACAGAUCCAAAAGCCAUAGUGUCUGUAUAGUAGGUGGUGCAACACUUCUUGGUGCUCUUGAGACUGCUCCCUCCAAACAGAGAUAUAGUUACAAGAGAGAGACUAGAACAUUACAAUUUGUCUCGUAUGUUUCUUGAAAAUGUAUGGAAACACACACAGGGAUAACUGCACAAAUAUUAUAAAUGAUUUAUUAGUGAUUUCUGAUCAUUUUAGUGUUUGGUGACUCCCUUAGAUGAUCGGUAACAAUUAAAUAUAGAAAACAAGCCCAUGAACAUAUGAAUUAUCAUUACAUGCAGAUGUUGUGACAUCACCUCAAGUGCAAUUGCAUGUUUUCAACAUAAGUAGUAUUCACCCCCCAAAAAAUUAGUAUUGCAUUUUUUUAUACUAGCUUCUUUACAUCUGCAUGCGCUUUUCUCAAUAAUAUCAACGGAAAAAAGUCCACUUCCUUCUCUUUUUUGGGGCUUUUGAUUAAGUCUUCUAAAGCUUUCUUUUACACAAUCCAAACAAAGGUAGCCAUCACACUCUUGUUGUGACGUGAUGAACAUCAUUUAAAUGUACAGUAUAAGGGUGAACAAGUAAUGGUUAAAAGUAAAGGGUUCGUUUAGGACUUUUUUGUGUGUGUUUUUGCAGUGUUAACAUUCUAUUAUGGUUUGAAGUGGUGAUAGAAAUACAGCUUACUUUUUAUUAAGAUAAUGAUUAUAAAGUUGGUGAGUGAUACAGGAUAAACGUGAGACUACGGCUGGAAUUCAGUCAAACCCACACAGCAGAAAAACAUUAUACAUUUUUUUAACAUACAUUUUCUGGCAGAAAAAGUAAGGAAAGGGUGCAUUUUUACAAGACAUGACCUAAGUGAUUUUACCACCAAUGUGGUUUUCUGCGGUAAAGGUUUGAUUUAAUACACCCUUAAUAACCAUGCAUACUAAAUAUGGCUAUUUAACCUAAUCCAUAUCUAUAUAAUGAUUUGGUUAUUUGGGCUAUUUUUACUUUUCACUCAUGUUUAAUUUAUCAUUACAAUAUUGUGUUUGUGUAAUUUAUUUAUAUAUAUUCAUACGGCCCUUCAUUACAUUUUGUUUAAUGUUCACUCACUCUAUUUUAAGAUAUUAAAAGAUCAUCUACAUGUACAUUUGUAGAAGCUUGAAUAUGAUUAAUACAUACAUUGAUCUACAGAAAUGUCUUGAUAUUGGUGUUGUUAAAUUUUUCACAGGGUUGGGGUAGGGCUUUAAAUACUGUGUUCAAAAACCUGUUUCUAGGUGUACAUAUAAUAUAUUGUUAGUAAACAUCAAUUGGAGCCUGUUAUUCCUGUAAAUAGAAGACUAAAAUCAAUUUUUAACUUGCUGAUUUGUACUUUAAUGUAAGACGAAGGCAAAGCAAUUUCAUGGUUUCAGCUGAUAUGACAACGAUAAUGUAAAUAUUUUGAAGAGUACCACUCGAUCACUUAGUAAAACAAACAUUUGUUUUCAUUGUGUUUUAAUGACUCAAAUCAGAAUGUCUUUAGUUUUUGCCAAAUUGUAAAGUAUUAUCAAAGGAAGAAUGUAGUUGAUGUAAUUUUGCAGCACAUGCCUGAGUUAGCUGAGACAUGUAAGCAGGAGUAUAAGCAUUUAUCGUUCUACUGAUUGGAAAGAUACACAUACAUGUGCACGCACACACACACACAUUUACCUGCAUGCACACACACACACACACAUAAACCUGCAUGCACACACACAUAA
Molecule: messenger RNA, 5454 nt
Organism: Salmo salar (Atlantic salmon)
Lineage: Eukaryota; Metazoa; Chordata; Actinopteri; Salmoniformes; Salmonidae
Product: gamma-aminobutyric acid receptor subunit beta-2
Biological process (GO): monoatomic ion transmembrane transport
Cellular component (GO): membrane
Molecular function (GO): GABA-A receptor activity; extracellular ligand-gated monoatomic ion channel activity
Source: RefSeq, a predicted model, not a curated record